CGCGAGCAAGGAGGAUCUCGCUCGCUGCUCGCGAGUAUCGCGCCAGGUGACGUGCUCUUGUGUGCCAGGACACGCGUGCCAGGACGACGAAGCCUGUUUACAAUCACGAGCACGACAAAUAGGAAUCGUUGAUCGACUCAGUCUGCAACGGUCGAUCUGUACGAGCACGAGUGUAUCGAAAGCGUCUUCAUUCAAGCGUCCGACGUCUCCUGCGCGUUCGUUUAAUUUGAAAGAAAAUAGUAAUCGAUGACAGUCGUGACAGUUGCGCAGGUGAUUGUUGAAAUUGUGUGUCGUGCGAGUUGAUUUGCCGGAGAGGAACAGCGAACGAGACUCUCCCCUGGAUUUCUCGAACAACUACGAGUGCAAAAUCUGAUUGAGCGUGUACGUCGAGAAUCAUCGAGAACGGCGUGAUAAGUAAAGGAAUACUUGCACUGCUGUACAAUUCGUGUACCGUAGUGAGAUGGUGCGUUUUAAGUGAGAGAGAUCGUAUUUUUCCCAGCGGAAAAGGGAAGAUCUUCGUUAGAUCGCGAACGCAGGAAGAUGAACGAUUACGCCAUACUUGUGCCGCACGAGGUGUCCUCGAGAUUGGCGCGCAGGGACUCCGGCACGAUGAGAGUGACACUUCCGGUCACCUCGUUUAGAAGGCACAGUGGUUGCGUGUCCACGUUGUCCAGGGUGAAACCGCAUCCUAAAUUGGUCUACGUCGCCGUUCCGUAAGUUUUUGGUCACCUUGAAACGUACAUGAAGCUUUCUUGAGAAACGCGAUCACACUGUCACAGUGUGAUGCAUCAUUCAGUCAGAGGGUUUUCAAAUUUUCGAAAGUUUCAUCUCAACAUUCAAACGGUCAUAAAGAACAUUCGCUGUUCAACGAGAAGUGUUAAGCAUCAGACAAUUAAAUACUGAAUUAAUUUGGGAAUGGUUAAACGUUCAGUACGGGGCGUAAAUAUAUCUUCAGUUUUUUAGUCUUGGUUGUUUCAAAAUUUUAAAAAAAAUCCCACUUUAAUUUAUUUCAUUGCCGAAACAAUACUAUAACUAAAUAAAUGAACGAUAUAUCUAAAAAGAUUAAACGAUGCAACUGAAAAAAAUUCACGUAGCCGCUGCGCUAAAUCUCGCCGAUCCUCUUAAAUCUUCUUCGAUCGCGAAUCGUUCCGUCGUGAUUAGGUUAAUUGCCCGUCGCGACUAAUUAAAGGAGAUUAUCAGUCGUUAUUUCAGGCUCAUUUCCCAAUUCUUUCGCGAGCAAAAGGCGAAGAACUCGGAUCCUUAA
This is a messenger RNA of Heterotrigona itama, 1264 nucleotides long. The record is from the annotation of a GenBank genome assembly. NCBI's taxonomy places the organism in Eukaryota, Metazoa, Arthropoda, Insecta, Hymenoptera, Apidae.